This is a messenger RNA of Tetrahymena thermophila SB210, 1200 nucleotides long. Its product is annotated as transmembrane protein, putative. The record is from RefSeq and is a predicted model, not a curated record. NCBI's taxonomy places the organism in Eukaryota, Ciliophora, Oligohymenophorea, Hymenostomatida, Tetrahymenidae. The transcript has 2 exons.
AAAAACAAAACAAAACACUAAAAAUUUAAAAUUAAAGGAUAAAUGGAAUAAAGUUAAAUUAGUGAUCAAGAUUAAUAAACUGAUUAAAAUUAAAUAAUUAGUUGUGAUAGUAUUGAGUCCAAUGAAAUUACAAUACAAAAACAAGAACAGCCAUUGACUUCAAAUACAAAUAAUUAAGAUAAUUAAUUUUUAGAAGAUGAAGAUUAGGAAUUAAUAAUAGCAGAAAAUCAAAUUAACUAAUAAUCAAAUGAAAAUGAAUAGUAAAAUAAAAGACUAUCUUUUGAUGAGGCUUAAGGUUUUUUAAAGGAAUUAUUAAAAGCGUACUAUAUAAACAAAUAUUAAUCUGAGAAGAGUGGAAAUAAAAUUCUUUUAAAUAAAUAAACUAAUACAGACAGUUAUUAAAAAAAAUCUUUGAAUUACUUCUUUGAUAUCAAAAAAAUAAUUGGAAUAAUAUUUGUAAUUGGAAUCGUUUCUUCUAUAAUAAUAGGAUGUCUUUAUGUUAAAAACCAAGAAUAUUAAUAAAUAAUUUCAUAAAAGGAAUAAGAAUUACAUAACUUAAAGCUAUCUCAUACAAAAUCAAUUUAAGAAAUCUAAAAAAAAUAUGAAAGAGUUGAAAGAUUAAAUGUAUAUUUAAAAAAACUUGCAGAGUUAGCAGUUAAUGAAGAAAAAAGAAAUUAAAGUUAGAAUGAAGAAAAUACAUAAGACUAUCAUUCGAAAGAUUAAUAAGAAAAUAAUAGCUCACAAAAUAGCUAAAAUGAUAGCAACGACAAAGAAAAGUAAAAUUAAUAAGAAUAAGAAGAUAAUGGAGAUACUAUUGAAGAUUGGGUAAUAUAUGUUUUAAAUUAAGAAGAUGAUAAUAAUGAAUAAAUGAGCAAAAAUUAGUAAUAACAAGAAACCAAUGAGGAGGAAAAAAAUGAUAAUAAUUAAUAAAAUGAAAGAGAUAAUAAUGAUUAAGGUUCAUAUCGUUAUUAAUAUAAAUAAUAAGAAAAACAAAAGAAUUAAUAAAAUAAUAAAGAAUAAUAAUAAAAUACAAACUAAAAUGGUGGUGCUUAUAAUUUUUUUAAAAAGGUAUUCUCAUCAGCUUAUAAUUUUACAAUAAAUAAAUAUGAAAAAGUAAAAAAAAUGUAUGAUGACUAUUAUGAAGGAUCAAGAAAUAACAAAAAUGAGGAGAAUAACCAAGAUUUUUAAAAUGAAGAUUGA